Messenger RNA from Pleurotus ostreatus (oyster mushroom), 960 nucleotides. RefSeq lists its product as uncharacterized. The coding region runs from base 1 to 960 and encodes 319 amino acids. The record is from RefSeq and is a predicted model, not a curated record. Lineage: Eukaryota; Fungi; Basidiomycota; Agaricomycetes; Agaricales; Pleurotaceae. The transcript is spliced from 12 exons.
AUGUCAGCAUUGAUCGACUUCUCCAUCCUGUCAAGCAUCGCCGCCAUUGAGAUAGGCAUUCUCGUGUCGAGCGUGCUGUUUGGCAUCGUCACGCUGCAGGCCUUCAUCUACUUCAGGACUUAUCCAGGCGACCCCAAACCCCUGAAGAUCUUGGCAGGUGUGAUAUGGGUACUGGAAUUCGGGGGCAUGAUUUGUGUAGCAAACCUCCUCUACGAAGCCACGAUCACCAAAUACCGGAACGCGCCUCUGCUGAUGUUCGUAAAUCCGCCAACACAGAUAAACAUAUCCAACCUCAUCUCAGCAUGCACCGCCUGCCUCGUCGAGGUGUGGUUCGCAGAGCGAGUACGCAGAUUCACCGGCCUGCUCUGGCCCGCGCUGGUGUUCUGGUUCCUCAUCUUCGUCACCUUCGCCGGCGCCAUCCUCGUCUCCGCCGUCCUCUUCACGCGGGGCUUGCUCGAGUUCACCGCUCACUGGAGAUGGGCGUCCACGACGUGUUGGAUAUUGUCCGCCGUCAUUGAUGUUGCCAUGGCUUCCCUGCUCUGCUUCAAUCUCCUCCAGCAACGGCAGUCCCUAUUCCAACGGACAUCGGCCCUAAUGAUCCCAUCCCCCCCAACAAGGUCGACGAGGCUAGUAGACAAGAUAAUCAUGAUCACUAUGUCAACUGGGUUGCUUACCAGUGUCAUGGCCAUCACAACCACGAUCUUGUCAAUGACGAUGCCUUACAACCUCGUCUACAUGGGUGUAUAUAUUUGCACCGCGCGAAUAUAUGCAAAUUCAUUCUUCGCGUCGUUGAACGCUCGAAAUAAUCUUAGAUCCACGGACGACGUUGUACAGUCUUUCAAGCUCAGCGUCAGAGGAGCUCGCAGCGGCAGCGCGGAAGAUCCUAUAGCCACAAAGGAUAGCGCCCAGUUCGCGUUGCGAUACCAGUACAGAUUAGACAGCCAGGCUACUACCUCAUGA